AUGACACAACGAGUUCAUUAUCGCAAGCACAAUCACUACAACACAAAGUCGAAUAAAGUAAGGCCUGUCAGGACACCUGGGGGAAGGUUAACUAUUCAUGUGGUCAAAAAAAAGGCUGGGAAACCAAAAUGUGCAGACUGUAAAAUGGCCAUUCAGGGGGUAAAAGCCUUACGCCCAGCAGAUAAUCAAAGAGCAAGGAAAAAAGAUAGAAAAGUUUCAAGAGCUUAUGGAGGCUCGAUAUGUGCCAAAUGUAUUAGAGAAAGAAUUAUGAGAGCAUUUCUUUUUGAAGAGCAAAAAUGUGUUAGACAAGUGUUGAAAGAAAAGAAGAAACAGGAGAAAAAAGUGAAGAAAGUUAAAAAGGAAAAAAAAAAAGCAACAUCCAAAGACGCAAAGAAAACUACAACUAAUAAUAAGAAACCUAAGAAGGUGGUUACGGAUAAGAGAAAAGGCAGAUGA
Molecule: messenger RNA, 456 nt
Organism: Plasmodium gonderi
Lineage: Eukaryota; Apicomplexa; Aconoidasida; Haemosporida; Plasmodiidae
Product: 60S ribosomal protein L34
Exons: 2
Coding region: 1-456 (151 amino acids)
Biological process (GO): ribosome biogenesis; translation
Cellular component (GO): ribosome; cytosolic large ribosomal subunit
Molecular function (GO): structural constituent of ribosome
Source: RefSeq, a predicted model, not a curated record